CGAUAUAUCGAUAAGUUUGCUGCCUAUAAAUUUAUAAAAACACAAAAAUGAAACCGAGAUCCCAGAAACCCCAAGGAAAACUCCAAGGAAAACCCCAUGGAAAACCCAACAAAGGUCCUGUCAAGGUGGCCCACAGUCAAAAGCCUUACUUCAAGAACAUAAACAAACAAAAGGGAAAAGACGACAAGCCCAAUAAACCCAACAAACCCGAGAUCCGGAAUAUGAAACGUCAAGAAAAGGCUGCCAAGGAGGCGGCGGAAAGGGAGAAAGUUCGGGCGGAGCGGGAUGCCCAAGUAAAAGCCUAUAAAAAGAAGCGUUUGGAGAAAACCAAGGCCAUUAGCAAAAGGACCCAAAAGGGUCAGCCUUUGAUGAAAGAUCGCAUGCAGCUCCUUUUAAAACAGAUCGAGGAGAUGAAGCGCCAUUAAGUGAGUCACAGGACAUCUUAGUGUUACAAGGAACAUGCCCUGAAAAGGGCGUGUUUAUACCCAUCGAACACGUAAUGGGGAUAUGUGUAGGCGCUAAACUAUAGGAGUUUCACCUAUAGGGCGCACAAGUAAGUGUUUACUCUUACAGUAGGUUUACUUUAUUUUUAAUUGAAAUACACUGUUUUCCACAACUAUAUUCGUUUGUAAAGUAUUUUUUAAGUUAUGCUUUUUUUAAAGAGACUUAUC
Molecule: messenger RNA, 671 nt
Organism: Drosophila suzukii
Lineage: Eukaryota; Metazoa; Arthropoda; Insecta; Diptera; Drosophilidae
Product: thyroid transcription factor 1-associated protein 26
Source: RefSeq, a predicted model, not a curated record